Molecule: messenger RNA, 1004 nt
Organism: Rhodamnia argentea
Lineage: Eukaryota; Viridiplantae; Streptophyta; Magnoliopsida; Myrtales; Myrtaceae
Product: AP-1 complex subunit sigma-2-like
Exons: 7
Coding region: 155-640 (161 amino acids)
Biological process (GO): vesicle-mediated transport; intracellular protein transport
Cellular component (GO): membrane coat; AP-1 adaptor complex; intracellular membrane-bounded organelle
Molecular function (GO): clathrin-cargo adaptor activity
Source: RefSeq, a predicted model, not a curated record
CUUAACGAUUUUAACACUAGAGUUUUGCAAUAGUUUGAGGACGUCACUUGGAAUUUUCCAUCUCUCUCUCUCUCUCUCUCUCUCUUUCUGGAAACGGGACAUGAACAGACGUCGCGUCACCUAACGAACUCGCUCUGACAUCUCUGCACUGAAAAUGAUUCACUUCGUGCUUCUCAUAAGCAGGCAAGGUAAAGUGAGGCUGACAAAGUGGUAUUCAGCUUAUCCUCAGAAGGAAAGAACUAAGGUUAUUCGAGAGAUUAGUGGUGAAGUACUUUCAAGAGGGCCCAAACUUUGCAACUUUGUCGAGUGGAGAGGAUUGAAAGUUGUUUAUAGAAGGUAUGCCAGCCUUUACUUCUGUAUGUGCAUCAACCAAGACGACAAUGAACUGGAGGUUCUUGAAAUAAUCCAUCACUAUGUGGAAACUUUAGAUCGCUACUUUGGAAGUGUGUGCGAGCUGGAUUUGAUCUUCAACUUUCACAAGGCAUAUUACAUCCUGGACGAGCUACUGCUGGCUGGCGAACUUCAGGAGUCGAGCAAGAAAACUGUUGCUCGCCUUAUUGCUGGACAGGAUGCUUUGGUGGAGACUGCCAAAGAGGAGGCUAAUUCCAUCAGCAACAUAAUUGCUCAGGCCAGCAAAUGAGGGCGCCACUCCCUCUCUCAAUCGACUUCUGAAUAUCCGACUGAUCUGGCGACUGAGAGAGAGCUCGGACAUAACCAAGCUGGAGGAAAAUUGGUCACCCAGUACCGAUUGCAAAUAAGUCAUUUGUCUCCACAUUUUUUGUCACCAUUCACUGUUGUUAAAUUUCAUUUUGAUGUAGUGUUACAAAUGUUAAGACUUUGCGACUUAAUUAGUCUACAAAAUGAUUCGACUCUUAUCGCGUGUUCAAUGUGAAGCAAGAAAUGCUCACUGGCGGCUUGCCAUAGCGUUGUACACUAAUUUCGCAAACCUGCCUUAGAGUAUGUGUAGCAUUACUACUGAUCUAACUCGUUGAUGAUUUCGCUCA